AUGCGUUGGAUUGGCAGCACACCCAGGCGCUACAAGCAGUUCGUAGGGAACAAAGUAGCCGAGAUUCUGGAGCCAACGAAGGUCUGCCGAAUGGAGAUGGCUACCAUCCGCCGACAACGUGGCAGAUGGUACAACUCGGGCGCAACGCAGCGUGGACCUAAGCGAGGAGUCACGCUGGUUAAGAGGACCGGCAUUCCUGAGGAGACCAGCGGGCAGCUGGCCAGGAACUGCACCCACCGACGAAGCGGAUGCAGAAGACGAAGAGGAGAUGCCGAGCGAUUGCUGAGGACUACGGCCUGGGUCCUAAGGUUCAUACGUCGAUGCCGUGGACAAAGAGAUGAGCUGGAGAACUACGGCCUCAAUGUAGCUGAGUGUGAAGCAGCCGAGGACUUAUUAUUCCAUAGAGCACAACGUGAGGCGUUCCCCGAUGAGAUGCAGGCCGCAGAGAAGGGCUUGGACGUCGCUAAAGGAAGCGACAUAUGUGGACUGGCGCCAUACCUAGAUGGCAAUGGAAUCCUGCGAGCGUAUGGCAGGAUCGAUGCGGCGCUAUGCAUACCGUACAGUGCCAGGAGGCCAGUGAUCCUCUCCCACCAGCAUGGUCUCACGGAGAUGAUUGUGCGCGACGCCCAUGUGAGGAUGAAGCAUCAAAACGUGGAUGCUACGCUGGCGGAGAUCCGGACCAGGUUCUGGAUUACGAGACUGCGGAGAGUGCUUCGUAGUGUGAUCUCGGGAAGCAGCGAGUGUAAGCUGCACAGAGCACGGCCGAUGCCGCCGAUUAUGGGACCCCUGCCAGAUGAUCGUUUGGACGCCAAUGGCUGGCCGUUUAAGAGCACAGGCCUCGACUACUUUGGGCCGCUGCUAGUCACCGUUGCUCGGCACCAAGAGAAACGGUGGGUGGCCUUGUUUACGUGCCUGACGACCAGGACUGAUUUCUGCAUACUUGCAAUCAGGAAUUUCAUCUGCCGUCGAGGGCCUGUACAUAGACUGCGCAGCGACAAUGGCAGGAACUUUGUUGGAGCAGACAGAGAGGCCAAUAGAUUUGCGGAGAUCUUCGAACCCGAGAGGAUCCAGUCGGAUCUGUCAAGGAAGGGAAUUGAAUGGAUCCUCAACUGUUCAGCGAACCCGUCAGAGGGUGGAGUCUGGGAGCGAAUGGUGCAGUGCGUGAAGAGGGUGCUACGCUACACAGUGAAGGAAGUGGCGCCGAAGGAGCACGUCCUGGAGAGUUUCCUGAUAGAGGCGGAGAAUGUCGUUAAUUCUCGUCCGCUCACCCAUUUGCCAGUGAGUGCGGACCAGGAAGCUCCUCUUACGCCCAAUGAUCUCCUCAAGGGAGCAGCUUGCCCACCGGAUACCCCGGCCUGGAUGGAGGCCUCGUCAAGGAAGGAGCUACGCGGAACCGUUCCGCGUCGAGACUGGCGGAAAGGUGUCGUGGAGGAGACCUUUGCCGGAACGGAUGGUGAGGUCAGACGAGCCCGCGUUAGGAUCAUGGAUGGAGACCGGACUCGCUGGAUAAUGCGCCCCGCUUCAAAGUUGGCGGCUUUGGAUUUGAGUGAAGAAGUUCUUCACGGAGGUGGGGAUGUCGCGGAUCGAUUAUCGAUAUUUGGUAUUUAA
Molecule: messenger RNA, 1608 nt
Organism: Drosophila ananassae
Lineage: Eukaryota; Metazoa; Arthropoda; Insecta; Diptera; Drosophilidae
Exons: 3
Coding region: 1-1608 (535 amino acids)
Biological process (GO): DNA integration
Molecular function (GO): nucleic acid binding
Source: RefSeq, a predicted model, not a curated record